This is a messenger RNA of Labrus mixtus (cuckoo wrasse), 2063 nucleotides long. Its product is annotated as probable G-protein coupled receptor. Gene Ontology annotation, cellular component: plasma membrane; endosome; signaling receptor complex. Gene Ontology annotation, molecular function: G protein-coupled receptor activity. NCBI's taxonomy places the organism in Eukaryota, Metazoa, Chordata, Actinopteri, Labriformes, Labridae. Gene Ontology annotation, biological process: G protein-coupled receptor signaling pathway. The coding region runs from base 144 to 1424 and encodes 426 amino acids. The transcript has a single exon. The record is from RefSeq and is a predicted model, not a curated record.
CUGCUUUUUAAUGGACUUUAUUUUUCUCCACCACAGGACUGAGGAGUUCUUCAUUUGAUGCCUGAAGGAUCCUUUUGUCUCCUCACUGAACAAGGGGAGAUCGUGGCCUGCAGAUGUGUAUUUUGAAACCUUUAAAAUGAAUCAUGGAGAAAAACAGCUCACUUCUGUCCGCUGAGCACAAUGACAGCAGAACUAUUUGGAUUCCUCUGCUCUCAGCUCCCAGCAGGCAGAUGGGCACCCUCCCUAACUCACAGACACGCUUCAAGGACCUGACAGGGAUAUUUUUCAUGGUGACCCUGAACGUUCUGGCACUUCUGGCCAACACGGCUGUCCUGGUUGUUGUCAUUAAAGCGCCACAUCUCAGGAAGUUUGCCUUUGUGUGCCACCUGUGUGCCAUUGACCUGCUGUGUGCCAUCCUGCUCAUGCCUCUUGGGAUUUUGUCCAGCUCCCCGUAUUUUGCCGGUGUAACAUUCACUGUCCUGGAGUGCCAGAUCUAUGUCUUUCUCAAUGUGUUCCUCAUCGCUGCCUCCAUCUUCACCAUCACAGCCAUUAGCGUGGAGCGUUACUACUACAUCGUCCACCCCAUGCGCUACGAGGUCAAGAUGACGCUGAAGCUGACCGUGGCUGUGAUAGUGAUGGUGUGGGUGGCCUCUGCAGUGCUGGGGUUGUCCACAGUGUUUGGCUGGCCAUCAUACAGGAGCACCAGCUCCAUCAGUGCUACACACUGCUCGCUGCAUUGGAGCCACAGCGACCACAGACGAGUCUUCUCUGUGUUCUUCAGUGUCACCUGUUUCUGCCUGCCUGCUGUGGUGAUUUUUGCUGUUUACUGUAAUGUGUACAAGGUGGCCCGUGUGGCCGCCCGCCAGCACGGACCUCUGCCCCUUUGGACAAACAGUCAGCUGAAGCAUCGCUCUGACUCUAUAAACAGCCAGACUACUAUCAUCACAACCCGUAAUGCACCACGUAGGAUUAUGCGUGAGCGGCCUUUUGGAGGCGGCAAAGCUGCUCUCACUUUAGUGGUUAUUGUUGGACAGUUUCUGAUCUGCUGGCUGCCUUACUUUGCUUUCCACCUCCACCUGACGCUAGACCCCAAACCCAAGAUUCACGAGGAUCUCGAGGAGGCAGUCACCUGGCUGGCGUUUUCUUCCUUUGCAAUCAACCCAUUUUUUUACGGGCUUCUCAAUCGACAGAUCAGAGAGGAGCUGUGCAAGCUGAGGCGCUGCUACUCAGCCCGUACAGUGGAGCUUCCGGUCUCCAGCCAUGAUGGCUCGGGCCACGAGAACUUCCUGCAGUUCAUCCACAGGACCAGCUGCACCAUAGAGACACGAGCCAGCUUUGCAACAUCCAGUCCAAGAAGCACUCUGGAUCAAAGCGGGCAGACUGGUUUCAGGAUACCAGGACAGAUCCCAGAGGAGUUCAGUUAGAUAUACCUCACUGUUGUGCCACAGCUUUAGCUAAAAACCAUUACAAGUUAAAAAGUGAUCCACAGGUGUCUGCAAAAAUCAACUCUAUCUGAAUACAGUGAAAUACUCAAAGACCGCAUCAUUAAAUAAACAAUCAGAUUUGUGUCUAUGAAUCUUAAAUGUAUUUUCCAAAAGUGAAGAUUACACACUGGACAUAUAGUUUAUUGAACUAUUUUGAAAUUAUAACUCUAAAAAAAUUUAUCUGGAUAGUUUGUUUUUAAUAGUUACAAAAGACAAGUGACUUUUUUUUGCAGUAAUGAUUCCUUUUUUUUUUUUUUUUUUACACAUGCACAUAAUACUUGAAUAGUAAAGACGGUAUGAGUAUACAGCUCUACCAGUAGAAAAGUUUCAGAAAUAACAGAUUUUAAGUGAAAAGUAAUCGGUCUCCCCUCCUUGUAAGUUCCACCUUGUUUUUUUUAUGAAGAAUCAAAAAUGUUUUUUUGUUUGAAUGAUUUGUUUUUGUCAUGUAGUAUUUAUUUUACAGCAUUUAUUAAUUUUUUUGUACUCAGAGACACAUCACUUUUUGUUCAUAGGUGUUUCUUAUUGCUUUAAAUGUGCAAAUAAACAAUAGCUACUAUGAACUGUUAUCAGAAUAAAGAA